AGACAGGGGAAGCAGCUGCAAGUAAAUUCGUUCUUCAGAGAAAAAGGAAUAUUUUUUUCGGCAAAAUGUCAGAUCGAAGCCCCUUUGAAACGGACAUGUUAACCCUUACCCGCUAUGUCAUGGAAAGGGGAAGGCAAGCUAAAGGCACCGGGGAACUGACACAACUUCUGAACUCCAUUCUGACUGCUAUAAAAGCCAUCUCCUCUGCUGUAAGGAAGGCAGGCAUUGCACAUAUGUAUGGCAUUUCUGGAAGCGUGAAUGUGACUGGGGAUGAAGUGAAGAAACUGGACGUGUUAUCUAAUGAUCUUGUAAUUAACAUGCUCAAAUCAUCCUAUGGUACUUGUGCCUUGGUUUCUGAGGAGAACAAAGACGUUAUUAUCAUACCAAAAGAUUUACGGGGUAAAUACAUUGUCUGUUUUGAUCCCCUUGAUGGUUCUUCUAACAUAGACUGCUUAGCAUCUAUUGGAACAAUAUUUGCCAUAUACAGGAAGACAACAGAUACAGAGCCCUGUGAAAAAGAUGCCCUUCAGCCAGGACGGAACAUUGUAGCGGCAGGCUAUGCCCUGUAUGGAAGUGCAACCCUUGUGGCGCUCUCUACAGGCCAAGGUGUGGAUUGCUUCAUGCUGGAUCCUGCACUUGGAGAAUUUGUUUUGGUUGACAAAAAUGUGAGAAUUAAGAAGAAAGGCAAGAUUUACAGUCUUAAUGAAGGCUAUGCAAAAUAUUUUGAUCCAGCAAUAACAGAAUACCUACAUAAUAAGAAAUUCCCCCAGGAUGGAAGUUCCCCAUACAGUUCAAGAUAUGUGGGUUCCAUGGUUGCUGAUGUCCAUAGAACCCUGGUGUAUGGUGGAAUUUUUAUGUAUCCAGCCAAUGAGAAGAGUCCUAAAGGAAAGCUCCGACUUCUAUACGAGUGCAAUCCAAUGUCUUUCAUCAUAGAGCAGGCUGGAGGGAUGGCAACCACAGGAACCCAACCAGUGCUAGAUGUACAACCUGAGACCAUCCAUCAGAGGGUGCCCCUGAUUCUCGGCUCUCCAGAUGAUGUAGAGGAGUAUUUGGCCUGUGUUAAGAAACACCAAAAAAGCAGCUAAAUGUUGGCUCAUAGUGCUUAGUUGGGUAGCUUUCAUUAGUGUAGCUUUAUUUUGUUGGCAUCAUCAGUCCAUGAAUAUGAUCUUUCUUUGUUUUCCCUGAACAUUGAUAUGAUUUUGCCACAGGAAUGCCAGCUGUUUGCUUCUCUUGUAAUGCGAGAAAAGUCCUCCCUACAGCAAGCUGAAUGCAUAAAAUAUGAUACAUUUGCUUGCUCUGUGAUGCCAAAUAAAUCAUCCAAACUUUAUUAAAAAUGUAUAUUUGAAAAUAAUACUUUGGCCUUAAACCGGGAAUCUUUUAAAACUGUCUUUAUUACACCUGAUAACUGCAAAAUAGAUACCACAUCGGCUUUUCAAAACAUAUAUACAGGUAUAGGAUCUGGAAACCCGUUAUACAGAAAGUUCUAUAUUAUGGGAAGGCCAUUUUCUAUAGAUUCCAUUUUAAACAAAUACGUCAUUUAGAAAAUGAUUUCCCUUAUCUAUAAUAAUAAUAAAACAGUAAUUACCCUGUUAUCAUUUAGAAAAUGUGUUUCCAAUAUGUAUAGAUCAUUAUUAUAUAAAUAUUUGAUUGUAUGUGAUGGAUGUAUGCAGACGUACAUGAACUUAUUCAUUUUUUGUUGUUAACGACAAACUGCUACAAUAGAUUCUAUACCAUGCUAAACUUAUCCAUGCACUUUUUUCAGAGCAUACUAAUUGGUCAGUCCAGACCUCUGGUAAUUAGAAAUAGACCAGAGUUUGCUCAUUCUAAUAUGUAAUCUGUGUCCUAUAGAUUCGAUUUGAUGUUUUAAAAAAAAAAAGUUUUGGUUGUAAUUAAUAAAUUUAAAUUAAAAGCUUUAGUAAUUAUACCUAUUUUAUUUAACACAGCAGUAUAAAAGGAACUGUACAUCCCAUAACACUGAGUAUACAAGAACACGAUACGCCAGUCCAGAGAGUUUAUUUACAGUUGCUACUUCAAACAAUGAACUGUUUUAUAAGAUAUCCUCUUUGCAUGUCAGUAUUAAUGACCGCAUUAUACUCUGUUUUGAAUAUCUAACUGUAUGAAGAAAGCAAGUAAUAAACAAGACACAAGCU
This is a messenger RNA of Xenopus laevis (African clawed frog), 2150 nucleotides long. It is a transcript of the gene fbp2.L, whose product is annotated as fructose-bisphosphatase 2 L homeolog. Gene Ontology annotation, molecular function: phosphatase activity; fructose 1,6-bisphosphate 1-phosphatase activity; phosphoric ester hydrolase activity. The record is from RefSeq and is marked provisional. NCBI's taxonomy places the organism in Eukaryota, Metazoa, Chordata, Amphibia, Anura, Pipidae. Gene Ontology annotation, cellular component: cytoplasm; anchoring junction; cytosol. Gene Ontology annotation, biological process: sucrose biosynthetic process; carbohydrate metabolic process; hexose metabolic process.